Molecule: messenger RNA, 2067 nt
Organism: Aspergillus tanneri
Lineage: Eukaryota; Fungi; Ascomycota; Eurotiomycetes; Eurotiales; Aspergillaceae
Product: putative C6 transcription factor
Exons: 4
Coding region: 1-2067 (688 amino acids)
Biological process (GO): DNA-templated transcription; regulation of DNA-templated transcription
Molecular function (GO): DNA-binding transcription factor activity, RNA polymerase II-specific; DNA binding; zinc ion binding
Source: RefSeq, a predicted model, not a curated record
AUGCCUCCUUGCCGGACAUCGGAGUUGAAAAACUACUCGUGCUUAGCUUGUCGGCAACGCAAGAUCAAAUGUGAUCGGCAUACUCCGUGUUCCAAUUGUGUUAAGGCCGAGCAGCAAUGCAGCUUUGUUCCGCCCGUGCGUGGCAAGCGCAAGAGAACAAACCCCCGGAAAGAGGGUAUACAUGCCAAAUUGAAACGAUAUGAAGAGCUACUGAGGUCAUACGGUGCUAAGAUUGACCCCUCUGAUGAUUCUGACUGCCCGGAAGUGGCAUCUCAGCCUGAUGCAAUGGACGCAGAUCCUCUCAACAGUAGCUCCCAAAGAUUGAAUGAGACGAAAUCCAAACUUGUGACAGUAGGAGAGUCGUCGCAAUACGUUAAUAGCACUCCGUGGUCCGACAUAGGCGAAUGUCAAAAUCCAGAACUGGGCAGCCUGGGUGAGGCCAUAGACCAGUCAGGUGUCCAUGAAAGCGACCUCUUAUUUGAAACCGAACAAAGUAAAUUGGAUAUUUAUGAGGGCCUGCACCCUUCCUCCCAGAUAUUGCUGAAAUUAAAAGAAAUAUACAUCGAUCGAGUGGAUCCUUUGAUGAAAAUCCUGCAUCUUCCUACGUUCUGGAUGGCGCUCAUCAACAGGCGACAAGAAAAACAUUCCAGAAGCCUGGAAGCCACCAUUUUUGCUUUCUAUCUUGCAACAAUUAGCAGUCUGAAAGACGAAGAGUGCCAGAAUCUAUUUCAAACAGGGAAAUUUGUCCUAUAUUCCCGCUAUCGACAAGCAACUCGUCAGGCCUUAGUCAAUGCCGGAUUUCUAUCCACGUCCAGUCUACUGACCCUCCAAGCAUAUGCCUUAUACAUGAUGUGCGUGCGAAACUUCUAUCGCUGCGAUACCCUGUUCAUUCUAUCCGGAAUUUCCAUCCGACUUGCCCGCAAAAUGGGCCUCCACCAAGAUGGAGCACCGCUUGGCCUGUCUCCAUUCGACAGUGAAAUGCGCAGACGCCUCUGGUGGCAUCUCGUUUACGUAGACUUCCGCAUCUCCGAGGUUCUAGGUACUAGGCCGUCUCUGGAUCUUUCCUCUAGUAAUACAAAGAUACCUCUGAACGUCACCGACGACGACCUCAGCCCUAGCAUGAUCAAUUUACCCCCCGAACGAAACUCCAUCACUUCCAUCUCCUUCUGCCUGAUUCGACACGAAAUCCUCUUCACACUCCGAAAGUUCUCCGGUAACAUGCACUUUGAGUCCCUUUCCAGCUCGACCAGUCCGCUCUCCCAAAAAGACGCUAUCGUCACCCAACUCGAAGAUCACCUGGAACAAAAAUACCUCCGAUACUAUGACCCAAGCAAUCCUCUUCACACAUUCGUCUCAAUUGCCAUACGGUCAUCGAUUUGCAAAAUGCGGCUAUUUACACACUCACCACACCAAUUCCUCGCCCGUGGGGAGCCCAUACCCACUCACGACCGCGACAUUGUAUUCACCAACGCCACGAAACUGCUCGAGUAUGUGAUCAUGGUUCAGGAGGGGCGUCACGGUCUUGACAAUUACACCUGGCAGAUGGGGCCCAGUUACAUCUGGAAUGCAGUUUUGUAUUUGCUUAUCGAGAUGCGGCGGCGGAAAACAGGGACCGAAGUGGGUAGAGCGUGGGAAUUGCUUGCGGGGGUUUUCGCUCUGUACCAUUACCCGAAGUUUCGGGAGAAGAACAGAACUUCAAGGGCUGUGUAUGCUGUGCUGGAGAAAUGGACCCUCGAGGUGUGGGAUGAGUAUGUUGCUGCGUUGAAGGGAGAUGACCUGAGGGAGCUGUACACGCCGGAGUACAUUAAUAUCAUCCGUCGCUGUCAGGGGCGGGAAAUGCAGCCAUCUAGUGCCCAAGAUCGGAAGGGGGCCGGUUCUGAGCCGAUUGUGCGGUGUGAGCCGAGACACAGCACUGUUCAGUCUCAUUGUCAUAGGGACCUUCCUGGUUGUGAGACUUUGGAGUCAUAUGACUUUCCGGAUCUGCUGUCUUUCGAGACGGAUCUCGAUGAAUGGGUGCAGUGGGAACAGUUGCUUUCAGAUGGAUUCACACAUAUUGAUGGAGCAUGA